GGACCGACCGGCAGAUCGUGUCGAAACGCAAAGCCGCGCGCACGUUUUAAAAAUAAAAUUCGGAACGCGACCUCUUCGGUCGUUGCGCGGGAAAAAGUUUUCAACUAAUCUGUGGUGAAUGAAAAAUCAAACAUGGAGGGCUGCGGGAUGAAAUGCAUAAAAUAUCUGCUGGUGGUUUUCAAUGGAUUGUUUUUGAUCUUCGGCAUCGUGAUCAUAGCGACAGCAUGCGUGGACCUGACCAUGAUCAAGGACUUCGCGGGGCAGGACAUGACAGGCCACGAGACCGACGCGUUGCUGAUCGCUAUCGGGGUGCUGAUCAUCGUCAUCGCUGCAUUCGGGUGCUUCGGUGCUUGGAAGGAGAGCCCUAAGCUGCUGUAUAUCGUAAGUAGUAAAUAA
Messenger RNA from Ostrinia furnacalis (Asian corn borer), 396 nucleotides. Its product is annotated as tetraspanin-8-like. The record is from RefSeq and is a predicted model, not a curated record. NCBI's taxonomy places the organism in Eukaryota, Metazoa, Arthropoda, Insecta, Lepidoptera, Crambidae. The transcript is spliced from 2 exons. The coding region runs from base 133 to 396 and encodes 87 amino acids. Gene Ontology annotation, cellular component: membrane.